Molecule: messenger RNA, 5355 nt
Organism: Camellia sinensis
Lineage: Eukaryota; Viridiplantae; Streptophyta; Magnoliopsida; Ericales; Theaceae
Source: RefSeq, a predicted model, not a curated record
CUGCUUUCGCAGAGAGACAGGAGGCCGAUGAAAGGAGACUCCAUUUUUGACUUGUUCUCAGCCCUCAAUUUCUUCUUCUUCUCACAAAAAUAUAGCCAUUUAUGAGACUGCAAAAGCUUUUUUUUCACUGAAAAAAAAGUCAACCACCUCUUUGCUUUGCUUUGCUUCGCUUCUGAUCUGUUGGUUUUUUCUUUUCCUACUGUAAUCGGAAACAAUGCCUAUAGCAGAGAUCUUUCUCUCUGGCUUCUUCAAAUUGCUGUUUCAGAAGAUGACCUCUUUUGCCUCCUCCAAAUUACCAACCUUUGAAGGUAUUGGUGCCCAGCUGACCAAUUGGACCAAUAUGCUGUCUCAAAUUGAAGCUCUUCUGAUUGACGCCGAGGACAAGCAACUGACUGAUCGAGCCGUGAACCUGUGGCUCGACGAUCUCCAGGAUCUGGCAUAUGAUUUGGAUGAUUUAGUGGAUGAGUUCGCCACCGAAGCUUUGCGACACAAACUCAAGGCAAAGCCGUCCCAAGCUAGUUCGAGCAAGGUAUGGAACCUCAUCCCUAAUUUCAAGCCAACAGAUUUUAUCUUUAAUUUCAAAAUGAAGUCCAAGAUUGAGGAGAUCAAUACCAGAUUGCACAAUAGUUUUGAACAAUGUUCGAAACUUAAUUUGGUUAAGAUUGUUGGACCCACCACACCUACUAAGACUUGGCAAAGACCAGACUCUACAUCUAUAAUUGAUGAACCUCGUGUUUAUGGCCGAGAACACGAUCAGAGUAAGAUAAUUGAGUUGCUCGUAAAGGGGGAUGAACCAAGUCACAACAACGUCGGUGUAAUUCCCAUUGUGGGUAUGGGUGGGAUUGGCAAGACCACCCUAGCUCAGAUGGUGUACAAGGAUGAAACUGUGAAGGUGCAUUUCGAUUUGAAAGCAUGGGCUUGUGUAUCAGAUGAGUUUGACAUUCUGAGAAUAACAAAAGCUAUUUAUGAUUCAGUGACUUCCCAAACAUGUAGUUUUAAUAACUUGGAUCAAGCUCAAGUUCAACUGCAAAAGGCUUUGGCUGGAAGGAAGUUCUUGAUUGUUUUAGACGAUGUCUGGAACAAAAAAUACAGUGACUGGAAUGUUUUGAAAAAACCUUUCAGUGAUGGAGCCCAAGGGAGUAAAGUCGUGGUGACUACACGUAACAGAGAUGUUGCAAGAAUGAUGGGAGCUGUUGAACUUCAUGAUAUUGAGGUCCUAUCAAAUGAAGAUUGUUGGUUUUUGUUUGCACAACAUGCUUUUGAGCAUAGAAGUAUUGAUGCAAAUCCAAAUUUGGUAUCAAUAGGUAAGAAAAUUGUGGAGAAAUGCAAAGGUUUGCCCCUGGCUGCUAAGACACUCGGUGGCCUUCUACGUUGCAAAGAACGAGAUGAGGAAUGGGUAGAUGUAUUGUGUAAUAAAAUAUGGGAUUUAUCACACGAAGAAAGUGACAUCCUUCUAGCUUUGAGAUUAAGUUACCAUCAUCUCCCUUCGCAUUUGAAGCAGUGUUUUGCAUACUGCUCAAUAAUGCCCAAGGACUAUGAAUUUGAGGAAGAGGAGAUAGUCUUGUUGUGGAUGGCAGAGGGUUUCAUUCAGCCAAAAAGAGAGAAACAAAUGGAAGAUAUAGGAGGUGAGUAUUUUCGGGAAUUGUUGUCAAGGUCUUUUUUCCAACCAUCAAGUACCGGUAAAAGCUCUAAAUUUGUAAUGCACGACCUCAUCAAUGAUUUGGCUCAAGCAGUUGCAAGAGAUACUUGUUUUAGAUUGGAGGAUAGAUUGAAAUAUCAAGAGCAGUGCAAAAAUAUAAAGAAAGCUCGACAUUCAUCUUACAUGCAGGAGUACCAUGAGGGUAUGAAAAAAUUUGAGAUCUUUGACGAAGCCACGCAUUUACGGACCUUCUUACCAUUUUCCUUAAAAUCUAAUUCAUAUUUUUAUUUGGCAAGCAAUGUUCCCCUUACUCUAUUCUUGAAGCUAAGACGCUUGAGGGUGCUCAAUAUGAGUAGAUAUUACAUUACAGAAGUUCCAAAUUCGGUUGGAGAUUUAAAACAUCUGCGGUAUCUUAACCUAUCUCACACCUCCAUUGAAGAAUUACCUGAAUCACUAGGCUCUCUCUACAAUCUACAAACAUUGAUGUUAAGAGAAUGUAAAAAACUGAAAAAGUUGCCAUCAGACUUGGGAAACCUAAUUGAUCUACGUCAUCUCGAUACUACAAAUGCACAUUCCUUAGAAGAAAUGCCAUUGGGAAUAGGUAAGUUGGUUAAUCUUCAUACAUUGUCCAAUUUUAUUGUUACUAAAAACAAUGGGCUUGGGAUAAGAGAGUUGGGAAACUUAAUUUAUCUUCGGGGGAAGCUUUGCCUAUCUGGCUUACAGAACGUGGUGGUUCCAUUAGAUGCAAGGGAGGCGAAUUUAAAUGAUAAGAAGGGGUUAGAUGUGUUAUCAAUGGAAUGGAGUGUUAACUCAGAUGAUUCACGAGAUGGAAGAGUUGAAACAGAAGUGCUUGACAUGCUACAACCUCACAAGAAUUUAAAAGAGCUCCAUAUCAAAGGCUACCUUGGUCCAGGAUUUCCGACUUGGAUAGGAGAUCCUCUGUUCUCCAAUAUGGCUGACCUAAGUUUAGAUAAUUGUGGAAAUUGUGCAUCCUUGCCAUCACUCGGACAACUACCCUCCCUCAAAAAGCUUUACAUUAAAGGAAUGAGUGUACUAAAGGAUGUCGGUUGUGAGUUCUAUGGGCAAGGUGGUGUUCAACCUUUUCCGUUACUGGAGACUCUAAGCUUUGAGAAUAUGCUAGAAUGGGAGGAUUGGUAUACUUUUGGAGAUCACAAGGAAGUUCAACCAUUCACUCGUGUCAAGUAUCUCUCCAUAAUAGAAUGUCCCAAACUUCUUAAAAUGUUGCCCAAGGAUCUACCUUGUUUGAAUAAUCUAAAGAUUAGGAACUGCCCCAAACUCUGCGGAAUGUUGCCCAAGGAUCUACCUUGUUUGAAUAAGCUAAAGAUUUCAAGGUGCCCGCAAUUCCUAGUUGAAGGUUCCAGCGUUAGCCUCCCGUCACUCACCUCGAUAGCUAUGAAUGACGUUCCUCUAACAAGCCUUGAAGCGGUCCUUGAGAUGAGGAGUAUGGUCGAUGAUGAAGUGAUAUCGGCAAAUGCAAAGUCUAAGCAUCCGAGUUCAAUAACUUCCUUGAGCAUUGGGAUGAUUAAGAAACUUGAGCUCUUGCCGAAAUGGGUUACUCAUGGGCUAAUGGAAGUCGAGGAAUUGAACAUUAGAAGGUGUGAAGAACUCAAGACACUGUGGAAGAAUGAGGCGAGAGUGCAACACAGCUUCCCUGCAUUCCAACGUUUGGAAAUUGAAGACUGCCCCCAGCUUGUUUCAUUGUUUGAAGAAAAUGAGGAUGAAGAAAAUGAAGGGCAACAUCAGCAACAACAAGAAGGGGGACUCCCUAGCAUAGUGAGGCUUGAGCAUCUAACAAUAAUUAAUUGUGAAAAGCUGGAUAAACUGCCACGGCUGCUACAUACCUUCACUUUUCUUCGAGAGUUGUAUGUCUCUAACUGUCCGAGUCUCGGCUCUUUUCCGGAGACAGGUUUUCCCUGCACGCUGAAAGAACUUCAUAUAGAUGAUUGUGAGGCUCUGCAAUCCUUAUUCGGGUGGAGAACGCAGAUUAAUGACAAUAAUCUUGAAGUGUUACAGGUUUGGAGAUGUCCAUCCCUCACAUGCUUGAUAUCGUGCAGAGGUGGGGGGCUACCACCCAUACUCAAACACCUUGAGAUUGUGAAGUGUAAAAAGUUGGAGGCACUGCUAGUAGAGGAGGGGAUGGAAAUUAACUAUCCAUCUCUUGAGUCUGUUUGGAUCAGGGGUUGUGAUAGGCUCAAGUACUUGCCAGAUGCCCUUCCUAAUAAUAAUAAUCUCAGGAAUCUCAGUCGGUUGAUCUUGUAUAGGUGUAAGAAUUUGGAGUACAUUCCAGAAGGAUGGUUCCACUCCGCAACAAAUCUGAGACGGUUGGAUAUCAGGGGAUGCAAAAAACUGAAGGCCCUACCACACGGAUUGCAGAGCAUCAACUACCUCACUUCUCUUGAAGAGCUGGAGAUGGAUAUUUCACAAUGGAACAACAACUUCAAGAAGAUUGGUUUGCACAGUUUAUCCUCUCUUAAAAGACUAAGGUUGAGUGAAGGCAAAGAAGAAGAACAUCCGGUGGGUUCCAGCUUUCUGAUAGAUGGGAAGUUGCUGCCCACCUCUCUGAUCUAUCUUUGCAUCGAGGAAUUCCGAAAUCUGGAGAAGCUAUCUUCUAAGUUGUUUCAAAACCUUGCCUCUCUUGAACAACUUGACAUCGUUGGUUGCCCUAGGCUCAAAUCUUUACCAGUGCAAAGCCUGCCUCCCUCACUUGAGAGAUUGGUGAUCUGGAGAUGUCCGAGACUAACAGGGAAGUGUGAAAAGGGGAAAGGCAAAUAUUGGCCCCACUUAGCUCACAUUCCUGACGUCAACGUCGAUGAGUGAUCAACUCUCUGGAGAUUCCACCGCAAUACAAGCAAUCAAAUUGCCAGAAAUGUGCUUUCAAGGAUCUGAAUACAAAGAAAGGCUUCUUCCGAUAGAUUUCCUCAUCUGCUUUUAUUUCCCUAGGAAACCACAACAAAUGGAAGAGUUCUCAUUUCUUUCCAACUUCGUGCAUUUGUUCCUGGAUAUCCUGUCCAUCCAGUGAUUGUUCGCUAUCCCCUUGUACACUUUGACCAAUCCUGGGGAAAUAUAUAACUUGCAUCAUAUGGCCUUUCAUUUUGUUUAGGGGAAAUAUAGCUUUGGGAAAGCUCAUGUUUAGAAUGUUCAGAGUUUCACAAUUUCAUGGAGGUAGAGUAUCUUCCUAUUUUUUUACCCCUUGAAAAUCAGUAGGAAAAUGCUCCCAUUUUGCUCAGAGGGUCGCUGGCUGGUUCGGGCUCUGCUUGCAUGAAAGUUUUACGCUCUGUUAUGUAAGAUAGUAGCCAACACGGUACUGAUAAAACUGCCGGAACUCUAGUUGAUCAAGCCGAGGCUCGUAUAUCACUUCCUGGGACUUCACCUAAGCUGAAAGCUAUAGAGAUUGCAGCAGCCUACAAUUCCCUGUCUGUUGGAAUGGGUUAUUUUGGAAGCUCUAUGGAGCGGCCUAAGGUCUCAAUUUUUAGGACUACAAAACAGCAAAAUAGGACCGACACUGACCAGUUUGCUGCACGAAUUGAUGUUGGUGGAAGUAAAGGAUAAAAUAUUGUGUGCGCUAAGAUUUUGAUAAGAAAUUUAAAAUUUGAAAGUAAAUCAAAUUGAUUUAUUUAUUUUCUUCUUUCAAGUGACUCGUCAUGUUUCAAAUGGUUAUUAAGGCAAACCUAAAACCUGAAAGGUGUUCAUUUUUA